AUGCCUUUACAGCAAUUACCGGUCAUCUCUCUCCGUGCUGACCGAGACGCGCUAGGCAGCUGUAUUCGGGAAGCAUCCCAAGAGACCGGCUUUUUCUACCUCACAGAUCACGGCAUCAGCACUGAUCAAGUAUCGAAAGCGUUCGAGAUGACCGAUGCGCUCUUCUCAGACAGGUCACCUGAAGCGAUGGAAGAAAAGCUAAGGACGCAAGACCGGAUAAAUAAUUCUGGCUACACGGCAUUGAUGCAUGAAAAGCUUGACCCUACCAAGAACACAGCUGGAGACUUGAAAGAGUCAUUUUACGUCAAGAAAUUCGCAUCAGGACAACCACAGCAGCCUCUGCCAUCUUCGUUGCAGUCGCAGGCAGACGAACUUGGUUUAUUUUUUGAAAGCUGUCGCUUGGUGUCGCUCCGUGUCCUGGAAGGCUUUGCGCUGGCCCUUGGACUGUCGCACGACUACUUUGCCCCGCACCAUCAUGCCGAGCUCGAUCGCUUACGUCUGAUCCACUAUCCACCGGCACCGGUCACAUCGCCAGAUUCGAACGGUUCGAUACGGGCGGGAUCUCAUUCAGACUACGGUUCGUGCACCCUCCUUUUCCAGAAAGACGUGGGUGGACUUCAGGUGGACCUAACAAACGGUCACGGUGGUCACUGGAUUGAUGUACCUCCAAAGCCCGGCUGCAUCGUGGUGAACGUCGCGGAUGCAAUGGAGUUCUGGUCUGCGUCCAGAUUCAAGUCGACGCAGCAUCGCGUCGCAAUGCCGCAGAAUGAAAGCCAAACCAGCUCACGGUACUCGAUCGCCUAUUUCUGCCAACCAGAUGAGAAUGCUCGUUUAGAACCUCUCAAAGAGGACUGGCGCAGUGAAAUAGACAAGACGAAGUUUGCCAGUUUGCUGCACAAGGAAGGCAUCACAGGCGGGGAAUAUCUCCAAGCGCGACUUGCUGCAACGUAUUGA
This is a messenger RNA of Tilletiaria anomala UBC 951, 954 nucleotides long. RefSeq names its product Clavaminate synthase-like protein. NCBI's taxonomy places the organism in Eukaryota, Fungi, Basidiomycota, Exobasidiomycetes, Georgefischeriales, Tilletiariaceae. The record is from RefSeq and is a predicted model, not a curated record. The coding region runs from base 1 to 954 and encodes 317 amino acids. The transcript has 5 exons. Gene Ontology annotation, molecular function: dioxygenase activity.